CCACUAUUCCUGUUGAAAAUAUUGUUGAAUUUGAUUUGAUCAUCCAAUUAAUUUCUGGUCAAUUUUCUUUCUGGUUCUGAAUGUGAAAAGAAAACAUUUUAAUUCAUUCAAUCAUCAUAACAAAAUGGAGCUUCUUAUACAAACAUUACAGCUUGGUAAUGAUGAACAAAUUUCCACCGAAUUGGUCAAAUUUUUUCAAAAGUAUGGAAAUACAACUAUUCUACAAGAUUCAUUACCAUUAAAACAAAAAUUAGUUGAUAAUCUAUUUCGAGUAUUAAGAGAUCAACAAAAAAUUCAUCUUUAUGCAACAACAUUACAAGUAUUACGUAUAUUAACAAGAGAUAAUUCAACAGUAGAUACAUUAUUUUCAAAUGAUCGCAUUGAAACCCUAUUACAUUUAGCAAUGUUGGUUGGUGAAGAUGAAGCAUUUAUGACUGAAAAUAGUCAAUCAUUUGAUGCUAAAAUUGUUGUUGAAUCACAAAAAUGUCUUUCAAAUUUGAUUGCUUUAUCAUCAACAAUACGUCGUACUUGUAGUAAUAAUUCUUGUAUUGAUGGUAUAAUGCUUAGACUUCGUAUGCAUCCAGAUCCUAAUCUACCAUAUGAGGUUAAAUAUUUUGACAUGUUAAUGUUAUUCUUUUUAACUGCUUAUUGUGCCGAAUUACGUCAAAAAAUACGUGAUGAAUAUCAUGGUUUAAUUUAUUUAAUGGAAGCAAUUGAUUUAUUAUUGAAAAAUAAUGCCGAAUAUUUGGCCGAAAAUAUGCCAUAUAAAAAUAAACGUCGUUCAAAAGGUUCAAGACGUGGUAAACGAAAUAAUAGUAAUAAUAAUGCUCAAUCAUCAAAUACCGGUGGUGGUGGUGGUGAAACAGCUAAAAAUUUUGAUGAAAUAAAUGAAACAAUGUCAGAUUUACGUUUGGAUGAUACACUUGUAGCUUAUUGUCUUGAUGAUUGGGAAGUUAAUCUAUCCAUACAAGUUAUUAAAGUAUUAUUCAAUCUAACAAUGAAUAUUGAUUCAAAUUCAAUGAAUGAGUUUGAAGAAGCACAUUUUUUUCGUUUAGUAUCAAUAUUACAUGAUCUUCUACUCUGUGAUACAAAAAAUGAUGAUCGCAAAGAAGAUCUACAAAGCCAUAUUGUUAAUCUAUUAACCAAUAUGCCUCCACAGAGUUAUGAAGAGCUUUUAUCGAAAAUUGCCGAACUUGGUAAACCAGAAAAUCCUGAACAUGAAUAUAUGGAAAUGAAUCUUGAAGUAAUAGCUGCAUUAUUGGAUUUUUUACGUAUUCGUCUUGAUGAUGCAGAUAAAUCGAAUGCCCUUGAACGUUUGGCACCAAUAUUACAAUGUUUAAUACGAGCUUGUGAUGCUCAUCCAAUCAUUCGAAAAUAUGUUCGUUAUCAAAUAUUACCUCCAUUAAAAGAUGUACAAAAUCGACCCGAACAAGGCGAUACAAUGCGAAAUAAAUUGGUUCGAUUGAUGACAUCAACCAAUGUUAAUCUCAAACAUUUAUCCGCACAUUUUCUAUUCAUCCUAUGCAAAGGAAAUGUUGGCCGUUUAAUUAAAUAUACUGGCUAUGGUAAUGCUGCAGGAUUAUUGGCCAGUCUUGGUCUAAUGAAAACAGAUUCAAAAAUGUUAAAUUAUUCAUCGGAUUCAGAAGAAAGUGAAACAGAAGAAUAUUCAUCAAAUGUUGAUAAAAUAAAUCCAAUUGUUGGAUGUGUUCAAGAAGAAGGACCCGAUCCAUUAGCCAAUAUGACUGAAGAGCAAAAAGAAUAUGAAGCUAAUCGUUUAGUUAAUGCUAUUGAUCAACUUCAAAGAAGUGGUAUAAUACAACCAUGUCGUAUUGGUGCUGAUGGUAGACCACAACCAGUGGAACAUGUAUUACAAUUACAAGAAGAAUAUCAACGAAAUAAUCAUUCAUCAAACAGAAAACAACAACAACAACAAUCAGAUUCUGAUUCUGAUUGAAUUUAUUUAUUCCAACAACACAAAAACGAAGUGUUUUUUUUUGCAUCAUCAUUAUCAUC
Messenger RNA from Dermatophagoides pteronyssinus (European house dust mite), 2013 nucleotides. RefSeq names its product ric8 guanine nucleotide exchange factor A (gene ric8a). Gene Ontology annotation, cellular component: cytoplasm. Gene Ontology annotation, biological process: G protein-coupled receptor signaling pathway. Gene Ontology annotation, molecular function: G-protein alpha-subunit binding; guanyl-nucleotide exchange factor activity. The record is from RefSeq and is a predicted model, not a curated record. NCBI's taxonomy places the organism in Eukaryota, Metazoa, Arthropoda, Arachnida, Sarcoptiformes, Pyroglyphidae.